AUGGCUGAUCCAGAGAACAGCGAUUUGCCAGACGAAAUUGAGCCUCAGGUGCCGUACAAACCUCCUGCGCAAGUGUCUGUGAAAGAAAUUCUUGAGAAGGACAAAGAGGACCCGAGUCUUCAGCGGUAUAAAGAGCAGCUGCUGGGCAAUGCUGAAAACGUCGUUGUCGAUGCUUCGAACCCGCAAAACGUGAUCGUGAAUUCUUUGACGUUGCUGAUAAAAGACCUUCCUGAAGUUGUGAUGGACUUGUCAAUAAGCAAAGAUGAAUUCAUGGUGGGCUCAUAUGCGCCGCGGAAAGAAAUGCACUGUUUUACAACGCCUUUAGAAGAAGCGCCUUCAGGUGAGGGUUCUUGCUUCAUUGCUUUUAUUUGUCUUUAUUUUUUUGUAUUUUUUGGUGCCAUACAUCGCGGUUCCUAUAAAGUGAAGUCGCUCUUCACCGACGACGAUAAAAACGAAUUUUUGAGCUGGGAGUGGAAUCUUGAGAUCAAAAAGAAGGAUUGA
This is a messenger RNA of Soboliphyme baturini, 501 nucleotides long. The record is from the annotation of a GenBank genome assembly. NCBI's taxonomy places the organism in Eukaryota, Metazoa, Nematoda, Enoplea, Dioctophymatida, Soboliphymatidae.